UAACUUAUUAAUAUUAACUCCGUCUUUAAGUUUAUACAUAUUCCUUUCUCUGUAAUGCUAAGAAAUACUAAUACAAUGUAAGUGGAUUAGGAUAUAUUUAUUUCCAUACUUAUUGAGGUAAUUGUGGCUCAUUGAGAAAAACAGGUGAGAGUGAGAGGUGGAGCAACACUGGAAAGUUUCACUUCCAGUUUCCAGAAAUGAAAGUAAAAUGAGUGAAGAACAGCAGAGCUGCAGUCGAGACUUAAUUUCUCAGUCUGUGCUCAUUUCUUCUUUCUCAACAACUGAGUCAAACAGCGAGUUCAGACAUGUCUUCUGGCAGCAGCCUGCGGUCUGAGGAUCAGUUUCUGUGCUCCAUCUGUCUGGACGUGUUCACUGAUCCAGUCAGCACACCAUGUGGACACAACUUCUGCAAGACCUGCAUCACUCAGCACUGGGAUGGAAAUGGCCCCUAUAAGUGUCCUCUGUGUAAUGAGCUUUUCACCCCUAAACCUGAGCUGAGAGUCAACACCUUCAUCAAAGAGAUGGUUGAUCAGUUCAGACUUAAAGCUCAGCAGGAAAGUUUCUCUUCAGGCAGAUUUUACUUUGAGGUUCAGGUUAAAGGAAAGACUGACUGGGCUUUAGGAGUGGCCAGAGAGUCUGUAGACAGGAAGGGAACAAUCAGCCUCAGGCCUCAGAACGGUUUCUGGACAUUUUGGUUGAGAAAUGGAUACGAGUACAAAGCUGGUGCUGGACCUUCAGUCCGUCUCCAUCUCCAUCCUGGUCCUCAGAAGGUCGGGGUGUUUGUGGAUUAUGAUGAGGGUCUGGUCUCCUUCUAUGAUGUAGAUGCUGUAGAUGUGAUCUACUCCUUUACUGGCUGUGGCUUCACUCAGAAACUCUACCCAUUCUUAAGUCCAUCUCUUAAUGAUGGAGGUAAAAACUCGUCUGCCCUGAUCAUCUGUCCUGUUAAUUAGAAUCAUUGAUCUGAUGAAUCUCGAGAGGUGAGCUGGGAAACAUCCUCAGCAGGAAUUCAACAGUUCAGAUCAAUUUCUGCAGCUCUUUCUGAUUCUGUUUCUGCAGUUUUUAUCUUCUCACAUCAGCUUUCUAAAACUACCAGCUCAUUAUUUCUUCUUGGAUUUGUAUGCAAGUAGUUGAAAGUGCCUGUCUGAGUUUGAAUCUUCUCCUUGUUUUCUCUGCUGUGACUUUGAUGAUGAGAUGCUGCUCUUGUAUCUGAAGACUGCAUCCAGAAUGUUAAAACUAGAGACUAAAGUGACUUUAGACACUAAACUAUUCAUUGUCCAACUACUUCUUUCUAAUAAUUAUUCUGAUCUAUAAAAAGAAAACUUGUGAGAUUUUAUGAGACUAAUGUUCUGAUCAAAGUUGUAGUUUUGAAUAUUUUGGUUCUGAAAUAAAACACCAUAUAAUCCAACUGAAGUUUGUUUAAUCUUCAUCCUGUAAAUUAGCAGCUUUAGAAUCUUUAAAAUGCAGAUCUAGAUGAAGUAGCAACUCUGGGAAAAAGUUGCAAAAUCAUUUUGGAUCACUGACUUUUCAGUUCGCGUGACAAAUGGACAGUCAUGUCUCCAAAGACUGUCCAACUCUUUGGACCUAAAGGGGAUGUUGGACCUCCAGUUUACUCAAAUGGACUGAUUGGGCUACAUCUCCCAGCAUUCGUUGCACUGGAAGCCACAUCUG
Poecilia latipinna (sailfin molly) is the source of this 1668-nucleotide messenger RNA. RefSeq names its product nuclear factor 7, ovary-like. Gene Ontology annotation, biological process: protein ubiquitination. Bases 306 to 950 code for a protein of 214 amino acids. The transcript is spliced from 3 exons. The record is from RefSeq and is a predicted model, not a curated record. NCBI's taxonomy places the organism in Eukaryota, Metazoa, Chordata, Actinopteri, Cyprinodontiformes, Poeciliidae. Gene Ontology annotation, molecular function: ubiquitin-protein transferase activity; protein binding.